UGAUGGGCUUUAGUUAUUUGGAAGCCGAAAAGGCAGCGGUUUGUGAUCGCGGGAGCGAACGGAUUGCCCUGCUGCGGGUGUAAUGUUCCCUGUGCGUGCCCCCGACGUGCGCCAUUCCGGCUGAAGCGGCGGUGUUGUUAUCGAGACCGGCGAAAACUUGGGGCGUCAGUGAAAGCGGACCGCUUAGAGCAAACCUCUGAGACGGCGGCUCGCGGACAAUGAAGGCGUUAUUCUCCAACUGAAAAGCGUUCCGAAUUUUAAAAAUUAAAUAUAUAUCUAUUUCCCUUGGAAGAUUAUUUUUUUAAAGAACACAAUAAAAGCCGCUCGAGCUGGUAAGAGUUUACGGGGAAGAAAAUUAAGUUUCCAUCUCAAGUUGCUGUGAUCCAAGAGGAGUUUUUGCCUUCAAGGGAAAGAGUCCAGUCAGCUACUGUCGUCUUCACAUAGAUGUCACCGAGAAUCAUGCUGUCUUCUCUCGUCCAAACCGUUGCAAAGGAAAUUGCGUUUCUCACUCUUUAACUUUAAUUCAGAAUGCCAUUAGUGAAAAGGAACAUAGAGCCCAGAUAUUUGUGCCAUACAGUACUGCCAGGAAGUAUCCGGAAUGAACUGGAAUGCGUGACAAACAUUUCUUUAGCAAAUGUAAUCCGACAGCUGAGCAGCCUUAGUAAAUAUGCAGAAGAUAUAUUUGGGGAACUCUUCAAUGAAGCUCAUAGUUUCUCCUUCAGGGUUAACUCUCUACAGGAACGUGUUGACCGUCUUUCUGUUAGUGUGACACAACUGGAUCCAAAAGAGGAAGAACUCUCACUUCAAGAUAUAACUAUGAGGAAAGCCUUUCGAAGCUCCACAGUUCAGGAUCAGCAACUGUUUGACCGCAAAUCAUUGCCCAUUCCAUUGCUGGAAACAUAUAGCACGUGUGAGAAACCCCCACCUCUUAACAUCCUUUCUGCAUACAGAGACGAUGGUAAAGAUGGCUUAAAAUUCUACACAAAUCCAUCAUAUUUCUUUGAUUUGUGGAAAGAGAAAAUGCUUCAGGACACUGAAGAUAAGAGGAAAGAACGGAAGCAAAAGCAGAAACCAAUAGAUCGUCCUCGAGAACCAGACAAAAUGCCUAGAGCACCUCAGGACAGGCGAAAGGUAUGGGAGAAACAGGCACCAGGUCUAGAGCUUGCAGUUGAUGGAGACUUUCCACAGAAGCACAGAGAUAAUAUCAAUGGACCACCAGUGUACCCUGAACCAAGGAUGGAAACAUGUGUUGAUCAUCCAGAUGACCACCUUGACCAUCUUGUACAGUCCACAGUACCUUUUAGACAUAUUAGCGAACAUACCAGUGGAAUGAGUGACAAACUCUUUGUUUCAAGACCACAUGAGCCACCCCCACCUCCUCCAGUACAGACAGCAGUUGACGUGAAGCCAGUGCUACCAGCUUUUAGUUCCAACUCUGAUUUAAUGGAUCAUCGACUUAGGUCGCCAGCAACAAGCAAGGCGUCAGUUUUUGUGAGCCCUGCUGUUCCACCUCCACCUCCCCCAUUACCACCACCACCACCACCUCUUCCUGUUACUGUGUCAGGAGCAUCAGUCAAAGCUCCCAUCAACUCGACACCUCCACUUGCCCCUCCGCUGCCACAGCCAAUGGUAUCUGUGCCACCAGCGACGCCUCUUCAGAUUGCCCCUGGAGUACUCCAUCCUGCUGCUCCUCCCGUAGCUCCUCCAUUAAUAAAACCAUCCCUUCCCGUUUCUGUCACAGCACCUGGGGUUGAUAUGACAACCUUUCCAACUCAGACAAGUGAAGGACAGGGGCUUCCUCCACCACCGCCACCACCUCCUCCACCACCACCACCUCCCCCAUCUGGACCACGAUCCUUUUCUCCACUUGGAGGACCUGUCCCACCACCACCUGGACCCCCUCCUCCACCAUCCUUUGGAUCUAGACCUCCUGUGCCCUUGGUCCCACCAUCAUCUCCUUCCCAAGCACAUCCAGGAUCUGAAGCCAAACGGCAUCCAUCUUCUCUGCCAGUGAUCAGUGAUGCUAGGAGUGUUUUGCUUGAAGCAAUACGCAAGGGCAUUCAACUUCGCAAGGUAGAAGAACAACGUGAACAGGAGGCAAAACAUGAACAAGUUGGAAAUGAUGUGGCAACCAUUCUGUCCCGACGUAUUGCAGUGGAGUACAGUGACUCUGAGGAUGAUUCUGAAUUUGAUGAAGUGGACUGGCUGGAAUAAUGUGACUGACUAACUUGUACAGUGUGGAGUUUGGUAUUGGCAUUCAUUGUGGCACUCCAUGGGAAUGUAUCCACAUUUCAUAGUUGGGGGAUGUUUUUGUAUUUGUAACACUAUAACAUUAACUAGGUCACUUGAUAGCAGUUUCCUGAGAUGGAGCAUCAUGCAUAAUUUUUGGUUCAUUUCACCUUGCAUCAUUUUUUAAAUACGAGCUAGGUGUUUUUGUCUAGGUUACAGUCCUGUGGAGAGAUUUGUUUUGUAUGUUUAUAGAACAAAAACAAACCGCGAAGUAUUAAAAAUGGGACACUGUACAAUCCUGCAGACCCUAUUUUGAAAAUCUUGUGCUUUGUCUGAGUGCACUGGACUUUGAGAGAAGAAAUUUGUACCCAAAGUUGAAGGGCAGCUCUGAUUUAUCCUAUAAAGCACAUUAGAAAUGCUAUUUGUAAGCUAGGUCUUGCACUAUAGUUGUUUCAGAUGUGAAGAGACAACAUACCCUUUUAGAAAACAUUGCCUAAGUUAAUACUGUUUAAACAAACCAUAUGCACUAAUAUUCCAUCCUGAGUAAAUGGACUGCCUGUAAUAAAUAGAAGUCAUUGAUACAUUGUGGUGACUUGCCUUAUUCCAAUAUUAAUAAUUUAAAUAAGACUUCUUUUUGGUUGAAUGUACUAUUUUGCCUGCACAUUAAGUGUUCAUCUGUGAAAACUACUGAUUAGAAGACACUGCAUUACCUAUUUAACUGCAAGUGAUACAAAAAUAACAGUUUUCCUGGCAUUAACUGUACUUAAUAAAUCAAAAUCUGUUUGAAA
Carcharodon carcharias (great white shark) is the source of this 3017-nucleotide messenger RNA. It is a transcript of the gene wasf1, whose product is annotated as WASP family member 1. The transcript is spliced from 10 exons. NCBI's taxonomy places the organism in Eukaryota, Metazoa, Chordata, Chondrichthyes, Lamniformes, Lamnidae. Gene Ontology annotation, molecular function: protein kinase A regulatory subunit binding; actin binding; Arp2/3 complex binding. Gene Ontology annotation, biological process: positive regulation of Arp2/3 complex-mediated actin nucleation; actin cytoskeleton organization. Gene Ontology annotation, cellular component: lamellipodium; cytoskeleton; SCAR complex. The record is from RefSeq and is a predicted model, not a curated record. The coding region runs from base 529 to 2214 and encodes 561 amino acids.